AGCAUUAUAGGUUUGAUCUGCAAGAAACAUCAGCCACAGUGUGCCCAGAUGUAAGAAUGUGGUACUUCUCCGUAGGAGUCGAUUUGAAGUUUUUGUAGAAACUUUUUCAUUUUUGAAUUUGCCUUUGGUCUUCACCUUUUGGAUUGCAGUAUGUGCAUCAACAACGGAGCAAGGGACUAGAAGAACAUUAGGCACGCGUCUUCCAUAUGUGAACAUCGUGCACAAGAAAUAAUUCAUUUCUGAAGCAGAUCAUGAUUCCGUGCGAUGCGGCGACUGAUUCCUCUCAUUGCCCUCUUCUGCUUGGGCUGUCCGAGGUUCGUUUGGCCCGAGGUAAUUUUUCGCCCAGAGAAAAAUGCGCAGAGCAAGCACGAUCAGGACGCCGGGCAGAAGUCCACUCUCGAGGAGGGUCGUUCUUCUCCCACACGAGAUACUACUCACGCACCGAACGCCGGACCGGACGCCGUGGGGGAAGCUCGGGGAGCAGCAGCAGAGAAGCCAAUAACAACUGUCAGGAGUACAACAUCAAUUGCGGGGGAGCAGGCACCUUCGGCGAAGAAAGUAGGCGCGUCAACGCAGCAGACCGAAGAUGCCCGAACACCGGAGGAUCGGAGGACAGAACACAAACAGACGGCGCACGAAAUUGGAGAAGAAGAAGACGCUCCAGGAGAAGAAGAUGUGGUAGCGGAGGUUCUGAAAAAGAAAGCUGCAGCGGAGACAGCAAAAAGAACCACACAUUUUGCAGCGAGGGUAGAAGUAGAAGAAGGAGCAGAAUUGUUGGCGACAAAACAAAAACUCCAGAAGCCUCGUCCAACAAUUUCAAAAGAGGACGAAGAUAGUAGACAGACGACUGUAGUGAACCUCCAGGACGAGAAAGAACAGUAUCAAAGAGAAACGAACUUGGCUUCCGAAGCCGUUCUGGACGAGGCUGUGCCAACAUUACUAGAUAAAAGCGAAAAGAUACCUGCAGACGUUCUUACGGCUCCUGUGUCUACACUCCCCACGGAUCAUCCGCCCCCCGACGUGCCGGAAAAAAGCGGCGAUGCGGUGCCUCCGCGCAAAGAAGAAGCUCCUACAUCACCGCCACAAGGGAAAACAACCUCGGAAGUCGAAGAGCAGCCUCCGCGCCUCCUUCCGAGGAUAUUUUCUCGGGCGUCAGUGGCACGGAGUUCCACCAAAGAUAUGCUGGUGGGGGAAGUAGAGCAGAUCCGGAUGAAGAAAGACCAGCACGAAGUUGUCAAGGAUAACAACCCGGGCAGUCUGGGUGAACAGCAUCAAGACCGCACUUCUACAGCGACAAGAGACCACGACGACAAAAAGCUCGAGAGAGGUCGUGCCGAGAGGACGGAUCACGAACGCCAAAUGAACCAGCGCUUCGCGGCCGCUCUGGUGGAGCAGGACGACCCCGUUUACAACGACAAGGCGAAGAAUAGCGACGACUCGCAUAGCGACAGCGACUUUCCCCCCGACAGUGACGACCCGAGUGUUGUACCUCUCGUUGUACCAGCACGCAGCCUGCUGCAUCAGGAUACGAAUGUUUUUCUUGCCGAUGAAGAUCCCAGCAGCAGGUCUGUACUACACCAUCAACCCCGGCAGUUUUUUCUGUCCCCGUUUGACGACGCGUGCGGUGAAAAGGAAUCUGCCGUGGUGAACCAAUUUGCGCUGCUGAACUCCGCAGAACAGGUACUGUUGCCGUACGAGCAGUUCUCAUCGGCCACCGGUACAGCAAGGAGCUCCGGAUCAAGUAGUACAGCUGCCCUCCCGCAGGAAAGACAUGGUGCCCAGCAUCCAACGACUUUCUACCGUUGCGACUUUCUCUUCCUGCCCUCCUGGUACCAGCCCCUGUUUCCGCAACAGCAAAAGUGCGGGAACCAAAGACUCGACUACUGCCUGUUCAGCAGCAGCCGCGGCCUGGUGCUGUACGAUUCUGGCACGAGGACCGCGGGCCUUUUCCCGACACAUGGCCUUCGCGCGGGAGAGGAAAUGAUGGACUUGUACGAGUUAAUGACUUUUGACGGAACUACAACGGUGAACGCUAAUGAGUACCGGUCGCUCGAGCGGUACAAGGCGGAGCUCUGCGCGCUGAGCAAUUUUCCAUUUCCGGCCGUCAAGCUGAACCCGAUCCACUACUACCGCUACCCCUGGGUCCGCAAGUGGUUCCAAGAGCGCGAAAAGCACUGUCUCGACUACGAGCAGGAACAAGCAGGGCUCCUGACCUCCUCCGGUACGCAGCAUGAAGAACGGUGCGCGCUUUUGAAGUCGCAAGCGAGCAAGCAUUUGCUGUAUCUGCCGGACUACUUUGGCGCCUCUGGCAGGUUGGAUGACGGGCCGUUGAGGACGACGCUGCACUUCUUCCUCGGCCAGUCGCACUGGCGGGAAAACGAGUGGUGGAAGCUCGGGAUGACAGAAACGUUUUGCCACCCCUUCUUGCAGCGAGCGAACUACUGCAGCGAGUCGGCCGUCCAGCCGGAGUUUGCGCCCAGAGGGAUGGCCGAGGAGAAACCGGACGAGGCCGCAGCAGAGCCGGUCAAGUGGAAAAGUAUAUUGAUUGAGGGUUCAUUCUUGUCAUCAAAGCGUGAUAUGAACCAUUCUCGACGUCGCACUGCUCUAGUUCUGUGCACGCGUCGCGUUAUUUUUGCAAUCCUUUGACUGUGGUUGUUGACGUGAUGGCUAGUUGUCAUGAUCAGAGAGGUGGACAAGAAAUUGUCUGCAAUCUCAUGGGCUUUGUUUUGGCUUUGCUCAACCUGGACUGUAAAUGUGGUUUUCAACAACGUUGAGUUUAUGUAGCAGAGAAGUUUUUAUGAAAGGACAAAGAGCUAGAACAUCAUCAACUCCGAAAAAUAUUUACACAACAGCCUGGACCCCGCGCGCCCCGCUCCGUGGUCGAACCACGUUCCGCGCAAAGACCUACCUUCGUCUCGAGCUCGAGAAAUGCCGCAUUACCGAGCCGUUUUACCAGUGCGAUGCGUACAAGGGCGCGGAGUGGACGGUGAUCUGGCGGCACAUUGGGCCGUUCGUUGCCGACGCGAUGUACGGGCUGGACGUGGAGCAGGUGCAUACCAAAUUUCUCCCCGGCACGGUCGCGGCCGACCCGUUGCGGCGGUACAACGAGCAAAGGAGGACGCGAAUCGCGCACCGGGGGGAGACGUUACGGCAGCUGGAGUUGGAGCGCCAGCGGCAGCUCGAGCAGGAACGCCUGGAGCAGGAGCUUCGGGAGAAUGCGACAGCAGCGAAUGCGACAAACGACACCGCAGUCGAAGAAGUAGCAGACGAGGCGCAGCAGCAGUCCGCGGGUAGUCUGAUGGGGAAUCUGCUCGGUGCCAUCCUCGACCCGCUGGGCAGGGGGAAGGCAGCAACGGCGGAAAAAGAAGCUGCUACAAAAGAUCUCCGACUUUCAUCCGAGGAAGUUGCGAGCAAAGACGAUGCUGCAACGGCAGCGGGUCGUGAAGAUGACGACGACGUUAUAGAGACGGAAGAAGAGGAUGAUGAUUCAUCCCCCGACACAGAAGAUGAAGAUGACGAGGAGGAUGAAGAAGCAGACCCUGCUGCUGGUGCAGCUUCCGACGAGCCGUUGACCCACUACAUGCACUCGGUGCCGAUCCCGGAUGUGUGGCUGGACGGGGCGUUCUCCGCAUUCGAGCCCUUCGUGGAGGAGAAAAAGAAGCUGGAGGAGAAGGAAAUUCUGGAAAAGAACCGGUUCCUCACCACCGCGAUCAAUCUGAAGGAGGAUUUAAAGAAGAUGGAGUUCGACUACGCCAAUCAAGCGGCGGGCGCGAAGAUUUUGGACUUCGCGGAAGGCACCACGGGCGCGUCGCACGUGCUGCGGCCCGACCCCGCGGCCUACAUGCUCACCCCCUGCUCGCACACCCCGAGCUGGUUCGUGAUCGGACUGCCCGAGUACAUAUCGCUGGAAAAAGUGGGGUUCUCCUCGCUGGAGUUCUUCGCCUCGCAGUUUCGGCACCUGCAGAUCCUCGGGUCGUCCUCCUACCCCGUCGAGCGCUGGCGGGUGCUGGCGGAGGUGGAGCUGUCGCUGUCGGAAACCCACCAGAUUUUCGACGUGAGCCAGCGGUGCGGGCGCCAGGAGAACGGCUGCUGGGUGCGGUUCCUGAAGAUUCGCGCCCUGUCCCACUACAACCUGGACGGGUCCGUGUACUGCGCGCUGACAAAGAUACAGGUGUUCGGCGGCACGGCGCUGAAGGAACUGGACCGGCAGCUGGAGAAGGAGGACGAGGCGCUGUCCAGCCAAAACCUCCCGGUGCCGAACGUGCAGGACGUGCUCGGGGAGUACCACGACCGCGAGAACUUUUUCUCCCUCGAGCCCGACCUGUUCCUCAAGCGGUUGGGGAUUUUCGACACGGCGGGCUACCUGCGGAUGAGCGGCGGCACCCCUGUGAGUUCUCCUACGGCGGUCGUUGGAGCUGCGCCCGCCGCCGGUGCGAGCAGCUCUGCUUCGCUGAACGCCGGCGGACAGCCAGCCGCUGCGCCGGUGAUGUGGCCGUCUUCCGACGGGUCGUCGGGGGCCGCGCAGCCGGAGCAGGCGGGCGGCGGGGCAGGUGGGGCCAGCACAGCCACGAGCACGUCCACGCUGGGCGGCGGACAACAGGGGAGUAGUGCUGCGGAUCUUUCUGCAAGUGGAGCGACAGCAGGUGGUCUCCCACUCACCGGCAAGAAUAACGGCGGAGAGCUACACCCCACCGGCAGCCUUUUGCGGAGAAAGGGCAGCGAGUUGCUCGGUCCGCAAGCGAACGGGAGCAGUAGCGGGCAGGAUGGAAAAAUCCGAUCGCAGACGGAAAACGGCGGACAGCAAGCCGCUGACUUUGGAGGUGCAAGCGCAAGUGGAAUGGAUUCGUCGUUUCGGGCAGAGCAGAACCAAAACAACAAACCGACAUCAAAUGACGGCGGUGCUGGUUCAAUGCCAUAUAAUUCGGGCACAAGAACAACUAUAUCAGGGGCCGAUGGGGGAGACAGUUCGUUGUCAGGAACACCAGCAGUCUCAGGUUCAGCCACUGCUGGCGGAGGCGAUUCUGGAAAUGCCGCCCCAUCGUCCUCUGCCGCAGCUGGACAAGCCAACAUAACCGCGACCGGUGCGGGAGAGGUUGGUGGUACGACCAGCACGGCCGCCGCGACGAAAUCGCCGCCGCAGACGCUAAAUUUUGUCGGGGACGAGGGCGAUUACACGCCACCGAUAGAAACGAGUCAUCCCAUGAGCGCUGCUUCGGUGUCCGCCCGGAUCCUACAGUUUGAUGACCUGGACGGAAAUUUUCCCUGGAUGACAAGCGCGGGGGACAAGUCCCUGACCAAUAUCGGUGGGACGAAGGAGGCCACGAAUCUGCUGAAGCAGAUCGUGACGCUCUUCGAUGCCAACGCGAAGCGAGGCAGUGCAGACGGCGCAGGUAGUGGCGGUGAGGGCGUUGGCACUGGUAGCGACCCCGGCUCGGCAGGUGGACACUACGCGAAUAGCGCGAGCAACAUGCAGCAGCUGGACACGCUGCUCACCUCCUUGAUUGGCCAAGCCGGCGGACCGCAUCACGCCGGGGCGGACGGCCGGGGGCUUCCGACCGAUUUUCUGUACAGCGAGGACUCCUUGACCGGGGCGGGUGCCAGGGCGGCGAAGGCGCUAACGCCGGUCAACAUGCCCGGGGGCACCGAAAAGCCGGCCCUGAUGCGCAUUUUGGAAAACAUUCGCCUGCUGGAAGCGAAGCACGUGGACCUGUCCAAGUUGUCGCGGAAUCUGGUGGGGAGCAUGCGCAACUUUGAACUACUGUUGGCGCUGCUCUCCUCGGUGCUGCUCAACGUCGAAAGCGCCACGAAAGACUACAAGACACGGGUGGAACGGGUGCACCGGCUGGUGUUAGGAGGCACGGGCGCGAACGAACGGAAAAACGCACUCAGCCGCGAGCACUGCUUCUCGCCACAGAGCACUGGUCUUGUUGCAGCAGGGGCUUCGGCGAGUGUCUCGGGCGGAAGUAGCAGUGUCGCGGCCGUCAAGAACGAAACGCUCGCGAACCAGACCGGCGCGGUUGUGUCGGCAGCCGGCGGCAUUGUCCUAAACCAAGCCAGUGGAGCGGAUGGUAAAAAGUCCUUUCAGGAUUUCAGACUACUACACGGAGUUGAUAUUUUCAUACGGUUUUUUUGAAUUCGACGCACUUUAUAUAGGAUCAUGAGAACCUACCCCGUCCGCAGGUAUCAGCUCUACCGCCACCACAGGCGGCGCCGCCUCCGCGGCGUCUUCACCAGUAGACCGAGGAACCAACACCUUCGACGAUCCGCUGCUCUGUCUUCUGGAAGUUGCCAUCAAGGAAGCCGCAGCGCACGGGGAGGACGUGUUUUCGAAGUUAGGUUUGAAUCCCGCCGGCGCGGCGACAAAUUUUUCCUCGAACGGAACUAAAAGCGGGGUGACCGGGGCCGCAGCUGCACACCAUCUUGGAGAUUCCCCGGCGUCAGCAACGAGCUCAGACGACUCGAGUUCAACGUCCCGCCUCUUGCAGUCAAAGAAAUACGUCGUGCACUUGCUCACUUCGGGCCUGGAAACAAUUUUGCAGCAAGUGAACGCGCUUUUCGCUUUCGUGCUCGGGGACGAGACGUUUAUGUUGUUUCCGUCGUCUGGUACGGACAACAAGGGCGCAGCAGCAGGGACGAAGAUGAAGGGUGGAAGUGGAACUAGCAGUAAAACAGCGUCUACAACAGCAGCGGCAUCUAGUGGCACCAUUUCCGGAAAAAUGCUAUCAUCUUUCUUGGAACGCUUUCUCCCGUUCUUCGAGGAGAAACUGGCACUGGUACACCGGAAUUUGCCGAGCUCGCUGCAGGUGUUCUUCUCCAAGGAGACAGUAAGCACGAUCGCCGAGAUCUUGCAAGACGAGAUUCUUGCGCACGUCAGUUGGGAGCAGUGGAUCCUGGCUUACCUCCUCCUCUAUCACGCCUACAGUCUUCUUUGCAGAAGGAGAAAUAGUAUGUAGUGAGGUCACCGAACGGUUCUAACCGGGGAGUUUUUUUGACACCCAGACAGCAAAACGGCCGGAAGUUUUCAGGCGGGCGGACGUGUUUUUGGACGUAAAAGAUUUCCAUUUAUCAAGCGGCCGGGGCUUUGAAGUCAAACAAGCCCGGUUGAAAACUAUCGAUUCGCACUUGAUAAAACGACGCAGGGGAGCCGGCAAAAGGGGCGCCCUUCUGAGGCGCCCACCGCCUUAGUUUCUGGCGCUUUGGGGGUCCCAAAAAGGGGCGCGCAAAAAACGCGCCAAAAAUCAGAACAGCGAAACAGCAUGGCACGGCCGCGAUUUCGGAGCAUUUUGGGCGGUCGCGAGAGCGGCCGCCUUUUCGCCGGUUUCAGAGCCUGGGAAGGUUUGCAAAACGCGCCGGCGUGAAAAAUAAAACGCGAAAAAGAAAAAGCGCCCCAGACGCGCAAAGCCAAUGCGCAUGCUAUGGGCCCGAUUUUUCUUCGCUUUUUGGGCGCCCCCCGUGGCACCCGGAUCGGCCCCAUAGCAUGGGGGCUGGCCUUCGGAAAGGAAUUUCGAUAAUUUGCCAAACUUUGCGACGUUUAUCAAGUGGCCGCCAUACCGUGCGGCCUAACGUUACUCACGGCGGUAUGGCGAGCCCAGAAAAAGCAAAGCCGUGGCCAAGGCGAUGGCCGGCAAGAAAACGCCCACGACCUCACUACCUCCGCCCCGGCGGCUAUAAUUGGUACUAAACCCGAAGCAGACCAUUCUUACCCCUCUUCAACUUCUCGGAACGUCGGGACGACCAGAAGGGUGUCAAUCGUCUCUGAGCGGGAAAACAACUCUUCCAUCCGCGAGGGUAGCCACCGGAGCAGCAGCAGCAGCGUUCCUUCGUACGACAGGGAGGCUGUAGUACUUAACUCGGAUCGGAUCCUAAUCGAGGACCAGCAAAUUGCGCCCAGCAGUCGGGUCUUCUUCCGAGGAAACGAGCAGCAGCAUAUGAUUAGAGAUCAGAGGACUGCUGUUGGUGAAGAUGUGGCCAGCACAAGAAGCGAGUUGCAAAGUAGCCAGCCAGGUCAACAUCUGAGCUUCGGAGCGGCAGGUGUUCAGUCCUUCCACCAACACAAUCCGCAGAACUACACGGCUCAACUUCUUCCACAACAAAAUUACGGCCCCCAUUCCUUAUCUCCACCUCUGCAGUUUGAAACUGCGACGACCUACGCCCGGUUUUCCGCGGCGGAACAAUCGGAGCCCCCAGCGACGGCCGCGGACUCGCACCAACAGCUGAGUCCCAUGUUCUCGACGCAUUCCCAGGACCUCCGGAAAUUUACGAACACUUCGGCGGAACUACUGACGCCGGAUAUGCAUUGCACAAACAAGAUCGGACUUCGUAUAUUUAUAAUGAACGCAUGACAAAAUUUUACGUAGUGAAAGAACGUGUGCAAAAAUUUCUGUCAUGCAAGUAGACUUUUGCAUUAUUAAAAUACGAUUGCGAUGCUUGUUUUACACAUGACACCGGACUCCACUCCGCAAUUUGGUGCGGGCAGUGACGACGUGGUCGUAUUCGCGCCGAACAACUUGGAGGUGAACACGUCGACAAGUAGUACUCUGAAGGGAUUGACGGAGCAAAGCGCGUUCAUUUUUCACCAGCAAGGAGGGGUCAUCACCGAUGAAAGCAAUUCGUUUGGCCACGCCGAACCGGAGCAAAUCAACCACCUGCAGACCACUCGACUCUAUCAAGGAGCAGGACAAGAACUUCCUGGAUCCUCUUUGUCGCAGCAGGUAGUUAAUAUCGGUGGAGCUGCAAGUAGCCGAACUGACACUGAGUUAAUGAGUCAUUCUGCUGCUACGCAAGAGGAACAGCAAGAAGCGAAUGAACAGCGAAGCGGAAUAAAUCCGCCGAAGCGGGCCGGGCCGGCGAAAGAUGGGUCGCCACCUGCGCUGAUGUCGCCACCGUCCGUAGAUAAGAUUUUGCCCCCGAUAGCGACGCUUUCUUCAGAAGAUCCGUGCGAUGUUCUUGUUGGUAGUAGUGAUCAUCCCGGGCAGCUGGUGGGACAACUACAGAGCGUCGAGCAUCGUGGUCCAGAGGCGACGUUGCCUACUAACGAUGACUUCGAAGAGGACGACGCAAGGGGGAAUGAUUCAUCCUCUCGCGGCGUCUUGUUCCCUGGUACAACCGCCAGUAGCAGCUACAACACUUCUUCCACCACUUCCGCCGCUGCCUUGUUCGAUUUGAACGUGAAAUCUAACGCGCUGCACCAGCCGCCAGGGGCGAGCGCCUGUGUAAUAGCCAACGCGGCGGCCACGAUCAGUGGGGUUAGUGGCACGCAACUCGCACGGGAACUCACCGCCGCACGCUCCGAGCAAGACCGACAGUUUAACCGGCAUGUCAAGCAAAGCUCGAAAAACCAAAAGGACAGCGCUCAACGAUAGACACAGGUUGGCUGUUUUUUUGUUACAACAAGGAAGUACCUGCAGCAGAUGAAUUUUUGCAUUGUUAUGAUUACGACCCUAGUUGUACUCGUGCCGCCUUUGGCUUUGCCCCUGGGAGGGAAUGCGGGGCGGUAAGACAUGGCGUCCGAUUGAUAUAAAAGCCCCUUUUCUGCAUUUUUUUCCCAUUAUUUCAGCUCCCCCUAGUACAUUUAUUUUCCGAACAAGCGAUUAUACUGAAUACCCCUAAUCUCCUUGAACAUCGUGUCCGCGCCGCAAGAGUUGUCAUUCAGGAUUUUGGAUUGCAUAGCAAACUGAGAAGAUUUUCACUUUUUUCAUGUUUUCACAAUUUUCAACACACCAAAGAAAUUUCACUUGUAGAAAACCGUUGGAGCAAUGUCUGCACCGGCGACAGCGGUUGGAGCAACUCACAUGCACACAUGUUUGCAUUUGAUUGAGACUGAGACUUUCGAGAUAAGUAGAGCAGCUGCUGCACAAAAGAUACAAACAAAGAGACAACUGAGGAUAUAUAUGAUUUCUACACGAGUUCUUCUGUGCCUCCGUUUGACGGCGCUGGUGGGCUGCAUGCAGAAGUACAGCUCAAGUCACGAAAGAGAAUUACUAAACGUUUGCAACGAGAAACCAAAACAGAAGGGCUGUGUCUGUGCAACCGGAGUAUAGUAGGAAAGACUGACUGCGACUGAAUGAUAGCACGAUGAAAUUCGUUUCUCAUCCAACUACUUCGCCACGUAACGGUGAAACAUUGCCCGGCUUUCGACAGCCUCUUGAUACACGGCAAGCUCGUAACUUUUCAGCGUUGUUCACGAUUUUUUCGGAGUUGUUGUACCAGAUAGAAACUCACUCUCACUUUAGCUUUUCUCUCCUGAGGUGGAGUGAAUCAAUGCUCGUAAGAGCGACGUAUAGAGCGGAGGUGCGAGAGCGAAUAAGUGACCAGAGGGAAGUAGUAC
Messenger RNA from Amoebophrya sp. A120, 10327 nucleotides. Lineage: Eukaryota; Dinophyceae; Syndiniales; Amoebophryaceae. The record is from the annotation of a GenBank genome assembly.